Molecule: messenger RNA, 1383 nt
Organism: Xyrauchen texanus (razorback sucker)
Lineage: Eukaryota; Metazoa; Chordata; Actinopteri; Cypriniformes; Catostomidae
Exons: 2
Coding region: 331-1266 (311 amino acids)
Molecular function (GO): catalytic activity
Source: RefSeq, a predicted model, not a curated record
GCGGAAGCGGCAGCGGAAGUGGUGGCCCUCAUGUGAAGACCUACUUGGGUAAAGACCAGCGAGUCUACCUGUGCGAGUCCACCGAGCAAGGACACUGACAAGGCUCCACUCACCAAAGCACUUAAACCGUUCACAAGAUACAGAUGCAAGACAAAACGCAACCCACACAACCUACGGCCGCUUUGCACAUCAACACCUGCUCCACUCUCGUUCUCAGUGGGACUCUGGAACUGCCAGUCUGCUGUGAACAAAGCUGCCUUCAUUCCAGCUUUCGCCACGCAGUCCACCCUCAGCAUCCUGGCACUGACAGAGACAUGGAUACGUUUUUAGAUGUUGUUGUCAUCUAUCGCCCCCCCAGGUCAGCUGACAAGCUUUCUUGAGGAAUUGGAUGUCCUGCUGUCCUCCUUGCCAGAGGAUGGCAGGCCACUUGUGGUUCUUGGUGAUUUCAACAUACACCAGGACAAACCCCAGGCCAUUGAACUGAAUACUCUUCUGGCCUCAUUUGACUUGGAAAGACUACACACCACAGCAACUCACAGGUCGGGCAACCAGCUGGACCUCAUUUUUACACGUAACUGUGCCACCUCUAAUAUUCUUGUUACACCUUUACAUGUUUCUGAUCACUACUUUGUUCAAUUCAACAUGAUUCUCCCAUCCAUUGUAAAACCGACCCCACCUUUGGUUUCCAUUCGCCGUAACCUCCGUUCCCUAUCACCCUCUCUCCUUUCCACUGAUGUCUCUGCCUCUCUUCCCACAAUAAAUGUAUUUUCCAUGCUUGAUGUGAACACUGCCACAGACACACUUAGCUCUACUUUAACAACCUGUCUAGACAACAUCUGUCCUCUCUCCUCUAGACCAGCACGGACUACACCACCCAGCCCCUGGCUGUCUGAUGUCCUUCGUGAACAUCAGACUGAUCUCAGGGCAGCUGAGAGGAGAUGGCGGAAAUCUAAAGAUCCAGCUGAUCUAGGUAAAUAUCAGCUUCUGCUCGCAACUUUUUCAAAUAACUUUAAAACUGCAAAAACUUCAUAUUACCAGACCAAGAUCAACAGCACCACAGACACUCGUAGCUUGUUUAGAACAUUUAACACACUUCUCUGCCCUCCCCCUCCCCCACCUGACACAUCAUUGACAGCAGAUAUAUUCGCCACAUUUUUUACUGAUAAGGUUACAGCCAUACAAUCAGCAAUACAUUCACAGCACCACACCCUGUCAAACACCUGGCUCCUGUAUGCAACUCUUCUUUCCCUAUGUUCUCUCCUUUAACUGACACUGAGGUCUCUAAACUCCUCCUCUCCAACCACCCCACAACCUGUUCCCUUGACCCCAUUCCAUCACACCUUCUCCAGGCCAUCUCUCCGUCCAUCCUACCGGCACUUACAC